AUGGCGAUAACUAUGAGUUUCGGUCAGGCAUUGUGCCUUUUUAUGGUCUUGACCACUAUCUAUAUCGCCUCCUACAUCAUCUACAACCUCUUCCUCCACCCCCUCCGCCGCUUCCCAGGACCGCUCGCCAUGCGCGCCACCCGAGCGACAUACUGUUACCGUCUCUGGCGCGGAAAGCUGUCCUUUGACAUGCUCGAGCUGCACCGACGGUACGGUGACGUGGUGCGCAUCGCACCCGACGAGCUCGCGUUCGCGAACCCGUCGGCGUGGAAGGAUAUUAUGGGUCACAGAACCGCCGGCGGCGUGAGCGGGGGCAAGGCGCUGCCCGAGUUUGAAAAGGCGGACUCUUUUUACCGGCCGCUUACGGAGCUGCCGAGAGACAUCAUCUCGGCGGAGGGGUCAGAGCACGCGAUGCUGCGGAAGCAGUUGAGCCCUGGGUUCAGUGAACGUAGCUUGAGGGAGCAGGAGCCGGUCAUUAUGAAGUACGUCGACCUGUUCAUCCAAAAGAUGCGGGAAGCCGCCAAAGGCUGUCAAGGCCGCGGACACGGCGAUGGCGAUGAGACUGUGGCAGGGAAAACCGGCAACCAGUCGGAGCUGAAGCAGGAACACCCGGUCGAUCUGACGCUCUGGUACAACUAUGUCACCUUUGACAUCAUCGGAGACCUCGCCUUCAGCGAGUCGUUUGGGUGCCUCGAGGGCGAGAGGCUGCACCCCUGGGUGAAGACACUUUUCCUGAUGGUCAGGACUGGCGUGGCGUUGCAGACGGCCGCCCACUUCCCGAUGCUGCGGAGGCUGCUCACGGUGGCGCUGUCGACGCGGGUGAUGAGGGAGCGAAUGCAGAAUCACAUGAAUAUGACGAUGCAGAAGCUUGUCCGAAGGGUUGAGUUGGGGGAAAGAGAGGGACCGCAGAAUGAUCUAAUUGAGGCGUUGUUGAAAAAGAGGAAGGAAUGGGGCUUCUCGCUCAGGCAAGUCGACUCAAACGGGAGCAUCAUCAUCAUCGCGGGAUCCGAGACGACGGCGACGCUGCUGUCAGGCGUGACGUACCUGCUCCUGAAGAACCCCGAGAAGAUGCGGAAGCUGGUCCGCGAAGUGCGGGCGGCGUUCGAGAGGGAGGAGGAGAUCAAUCUCAAGUCCGUCAACUCGCUGACGUACAUGCUGGCCUGCAUCGACGAAGCGAUGAGGAUCUACCCGCCCGUCCCCACGGGGCUCCCGAGGACGGUGCCGGAGGGCGGGGCGACGAUCUUGGGGCAGUUCAUCCCCGAGGAGAUGACGGUUUCCAUCCACCAGUGGGCCAUGUACCACAACGAGAAGAACUUCAAGGACCCCUUUGUCUUCCAUCCAGAGAGGUUUCUAGGGGACCCCGAGUACGCGUCGGACCGGAGAGAGGCGUUCCAGCCUUUCCACAUUGGGUCGCGGAACUGUCUUGGAAGAAGUCUGGCCUACUUCGAGAUGAGGAUCGUCAUGGCGAAGUUGCUCUGGAACUUUGACCUGGAGCUCGCGGAGGACAGCGAGGAGUGGAUGGAGACGCAGAAGAUUUACACGAUAUGGGAAAAGGGGCCUCUCAAUGUUUACUUGCAGCCAGUUGCGAGAGGUUGA
Messenger RNA from Colletotrichum graminicola M1.001, 1596 nucleotides. Its product is annotated as cytochrome P450. The transcript has 5 exons. Gene Ontology annotation, molecular function: heme binding; monooxygenase activity; iron ion binding. Bases 1 to 1596 code for a protein of 531 amino acids. NCBI's taxonomy places the organism in Eukaryota, Fungi, Ascomycota, Sordariomycetes, Glomerellales, Glomerellaceae. The record is from RefSeq and is a predicted model, not a curated record.